Molecule: messenger RNA, 705 nt
Organism: Aspergillus nidulans FGSC A4
Lineage: Eukaryota; Fungi; Ascomycota; Eurotiomycetes; Eurotiales; Aspergillaceae
Gene: cyp5
Product: peptidylprolyl isomerase cyp5
Exons: 3
Coding region: 1-705 (234 amino acids)
Biological process (GO): protein folding
Molecular function (GO): peptidyl-prolyl cis-trans isomerase activity
Source: RefSeq, a predicted model, not a curated record
AUGGCUUACUUCCGCGCGACAGAUUCCUCCGCAUUUGGUCAUCUCAUUGACGUUAAUUAUACCUGGAUGAUGUCGGUCACUCUUCACACCACGCACGGCGACCUCAAGGUCGAGCUUUUCUGUGAAGCAGUGCCCAAGACAGCAGAAAACUUCAUCGCCCUUUGCGCUGCCGGCGCAUACAACGACACCCCAUUCCACCGUCUGAUACCCGGCUUCAUGAUCCAAGGCGGCGACAUUUCCCUCGGACCAGCAGCAAACAGUCAAGGCACAACUCCAAUGCUCCCUUUCGACGAUAUUCCCAAAGGUGGCACGUCGAUCUACCAUCCCUCUGCCCUAAACCAAGAAAUUCACCUUCCAGCUCUCCGACAUAAUACGCGCGGAAUCCUCUCCAUGGCAUCUCGACCCGUCAAGAACCAGACAGCACCCGGCUCUCAGGGUGCUACAGGCCCUACGAUCAAUGGAAGCCAGUUUUUUAUCACAUUUGCUGCAGCACCGCAUUUGGAUGGGUCGAGCACUGUGUUUGGGAAAGUGUUGAAUUUGACGGCAGAAGAUGAGGGCGGCGAUGUUUUGAGUAAGCUGGAGAAGGCGAACGUGAAAACCGACAAGAAGGGAAAAGUUGUUCAGCCAAAGGAGAAUGAGGAAACUGAGUAUGAAACUCUCCGAAUCAACAGGGUCACAAUUCAUGCCAAUCCGUUUGCCACUUGA